AUGCAGUCUAACACAGCAGAGCAGAAACAGACAGAAUCCAACUGCAAUUCCAGUCCUUAUUUACCCUCUGAUGAGCAUGCGAGCAAUACUAAUGAUCUGGAGAAAAAUCACUAUCAUACUGGACUCCUGAGACGUACCACUCAGCUGCUUUCUCGGUAUGGAAUUGAAACGCACGGCAUCGCGCCGGUCCCAGCAGAGGCACGUCUCGAGACUCGGUGGUACCAAAUGUUUUUCGUUUGGUUCUCGUCUAACAUGAAUAUCUUAGGAUUCAGCACCGGCACUGCUGGACCUGCAUUUUUCUCCCUAGGCAUUCGCCAAUCUAUAUCAAUCAUCGUUAUUGUGAACAUGAUCGUUCUUGUGGGUGUUACUAUUCUUCUCUGGGCGUUCCUGGAGACUUCACAGUGUGCUAGUGCCGUUUUCGGGCCAAAGCUCGGCGUGCGUGCGAUGGUCCAAGCGAGGUUCUCGUGGGGAUAUUUUGGUGCUAUCAUACCGGCCGUCUUGAAUGUUCUCUCCUUGGAAGGCUUCCUUAUCUUGAACUGCAUCAUCGGUGGCCAAACGAUAGCUAGCUUUUCCUCUCAACUCGAUGAUAAUCUUGGAAUUGUCAUCAUUGGCAUCAUAUCUCUAGUGGUCACUUUUUGUGGAUACCGUGUUAUCCAUUGGUACGAAAGUAUUGCCUGGAUCCCGAAUGUGAUUGCUUUCAUCACCAUGGUAUCUGUCGGUUAUCCACAACUACGUGAAAACCUAUCGGUUCCCGUUCCUCCAGCAACACCUGCUAACGUCAUCUCUUUUGCGUCCUUUCUCGCAUCUGACAUUGUCACCUGGUGUACCAUGAUCCCUGACUAUGGCGUAUACCAUAGCCCUGAUACUUCUUCUGCGAGAAUUUUUAUUUACACAUACCUCGGAUUUUUCGUGUCUAAUGUGACUAGUCAGGCUCUGGGUGCUGCAUUCGCAGCCGCAGCUCCCAACGUGCCUGCUUGGAAUGCCGGAUUUAACAACAGCUCUUCCGCUGGUGGCUUGUUAUACAGCGUGCUGCUGCCUACUGGCGUUUUCGGAAAAAUCCUAAUUGCUUUGGUGGCUCUCAGCAUCCCCAGUGCCUGUGCACCAACAAUGUAUACGUUCAGCACUAGUUUCAUGGCUGUCGCUACGUGGUUUGCUGCGGUGCCUAGAUGGGUGUAUAUCCUCGUCUCAGAGGGAAUUCUGAUACCGUUGGCCAUCAUUGGUGCCAAAAGUUUCUAUGCGACUUUUGUGGAAAUACUCGACAUCGUUGGAUACUGGUCAUCAGCAUUUGCUGCGAUCAUCCUUACAGAGCAUGUGUUAUUCCGACGAGCCUCGUUUUCUGAGGAUCAAUAUCCCAUCACGACUUGGGCUUCGUAUAAUCUCUUGCCUAGCGGUAUCCCAGCAGUCGUGGCCUUCGUAUGUGCCUGUGGAGCUCUUAUUCCGUUCAUGUCACAAGCUUGGUAUGUAGGACCAGUGGCGAGGCAGGGCAGUGGAGACCUUGGUGUGUUCGUAGCGUUUGUGGUCGGAGCGAUCGCUUAUGCGUUGGCGAGGGGUUUCGAGAAUAGGUGGUACAAGAAAAUCAGCAAGUCAGAUACUUUGAGUACUACCUACUAGUACGACCUGUACAUGAGUCCUGUGACAUUGAAGACAAGUCGAGUUUUGAUUAUC
This is a messenger RNA of Suillus clintonianus, 1665 nucleotides long. Its product is annotated as permease for cytosine/purines, uracil, thiamine, allantoin-domain-containing protein. Gene Ontology annotation, biological process: transmembrane transport. Gene Ontology annotation, cellular component: plasma membrane. NCBI's taxonomy places the organism in Eukaryota, Fungi, Basidiomycota, Agaricomycetes, Boletales, Suillaceae. Gene Ontology annotation, molecular function: transmembrane transporter activity. The transcript is spliced from 11 exons. The coding region runs from base 1 to 1611 and encodes 536 amino acids. The record is from RefSeq and is a predicted model, not a curated record.